AUGGAUGAGCUAUACGGAAACUUGUCAUAUCGCCGGCACAAGGAGAUUGAUCACGUACCGAGUGUGGCAGGAAGUGUAUUGACGCUGAGACUCCUUGCUGUCGAGAUCCUGGAGCGCUCUGCCAGACACAUCAAAACGCUCUUUGCGUGGCGACGCAAGCAACGAGACCAUGAGGAGAGACUGGCGAAGCGCCCCAAAAUUACUCUGCUAUACCCCGGCCAGACCAUCACCACCCACCCAACCUUCACCGUCGACCCCAUUGACGGCAUAUCCAACUUCGUCCACGGCUUCCUCGAUGUUGCCGCCUCCAUCGCCCUUGUCUCACGUAGAGUGCCCACACUAGGUUUCAUUUACAACGUCUUCGCCGACGAGCUCUUGUCUACCAUCAAGUGCUACAACACAUAUCACGCCACACAAAUCAGCACUACGAUCACUGCCGACGACAUCUCCAACAACAAUCAUACAAAAUAA
This is a messenger RNA of Trichoderma breve, 471 nucleotides long. RefSeq names its product inositol monophosphatase family domain-containing protein. Gene Ontology annotation, molecular function: inositol monophosphate 1-phosphatase activity. Bases 1 to 471 code for a protein of 156 amino acids. Lineage: Eukaryota; Fungi; Ascomycota; Sordariomycetes; Hypocreales; Hypocreaceae. The transcript is spliced from 2 exons. The record is from RefSeq and is a predicted model, not a curated record. Gene Ontology annotation, biological process: inositol metabolic process; signal transduction.